AUGGGCCCACUCUAUAGUCCUUACAAUGCUGGCAAACGUGAAGGAAAUGAAACGAUUUUCCAUGAAGCAUCAAUGAAAUUCGAUUAUUAUGCGUCAAGUGUCCUUGAUGUUCCAGGAUGUCCAACUCAUCAAAAUAUGAAUCAUGCAUUAGUUUUGGUUGGUUAUGGCACGGAAAAUGGAACCGAUUAUUGGAAAGUGAAAAAUUCCUGGGGUGCUGAUUGCGGUAAUAACGGUUAUCUUAAGAUCAAGCGAAAUGCCAAUAUGUGCGGUAUUGCCUCUUGGCCUCAUAUUGCUGGAUUGUUUUAG
Molecule: messenger RNA, 306 nt
Organism: Rotaria sp. Silwood1
Lineage: Eukaryota; Metazoa; Rotifera; Eurotatoria; Philodinida; Philodinidae
Source: the annotation of a GenBank genome assembly